Messenger RNA from Hordeum vulgare subsp. vulgare (domesticated barley), 1214 nucleotides. RefSeq names its product fasciclin-like arabinogalactan protein 11. The record is from RefSeq and is a predicted model, not a curated record. NCBI's taxonomy places the organism in Eukaryota, Viridiplantae, Streptophyta, Magnoliopsida, Poales, Poaceae. Bases 152 to 970 code for a protein of 272 amino acids. The transcript has a single exon.
CCCGGUCAUGGUCAACACUAUUACCAUCUUCCCUUCCGAUCUCACCUCGUCACCGUGUCCGUCCAUCUCCAUUUAUAUGUCACAUCACCCUCCCUGCUUUCAGCACUCCACACUCUCAAGCUAAGCUAGCCAGCACCUCGAUCUAGCAGCAAUGGCGUCGUCCAGGAGAGCCGUCCUCGUCCUGCUAGCCGUGGUGCUGCUGGCGGCGGCAGUGCCGGCGGCGCUGAGCCAGAAGACGACGGCCCCGGCGCCAGAAGAGGCGGCGCCGGACGCGCCGGCGGCGGGGACGACGACGCCCAAGGUGGCGGCGGCGCCGAACGUGACGGCGGUGCUGGAGAAGGCCGGGCAGUACACCAAGUUCAUCCGGCUGAUGGCGUCGACGCAGCAGGACACGCAGCUGAACGCGCAGGCCAACGAGUCGGACACGGGCUUCACGGUGUUCGCCCCCACCGACAACGCCUUCAACAGCCUCAAGCCGGGCACCCUCAACUCGCUCUCGCAGCAGGACCAGGUGACGCUCGUGCAGGCGCACAUCGUCCCCACCUUCUACUCCAUGGAGUCCUUCGAGACCGCCAGCAACCCCGUCCGCACCCAGGCCUCCGGCACCGACGGGCCCUGCACCGUCAACGUCACCGCCACCAGCAACAGCGCCGUCAACGUCUCCACCGGCAUCGUACACACCACCGUCGGCACCGCGCUGCGCGCCACCAGGCCGCUCGCCGUCUACUCCGUCGACAAGGUGCUGCUGCCCAUGGACCUCUUCGGCCCCAAGCCGCCGGCGUCCGCGCCGCUGGCCCCGGGAAAGAAGCCCUCCUCCGCCAAGGGGGCAGCCAAGGCGCCCUCGGGGUCGGACGAGGACGAGGACGACGAGACAACCCCGCCCGCCGGUGCGGCCGCAGCCGUCGGCGCCGGAUGGAGGAGCCUCGUCGCCAUGGUGGCUGCCGCCGCCGCCGCCGCGUGCCUCUUGUAAGAAGAAGAAAAUUCAAGCUGGGAGGAUCAUUCAUGGUCCAUGAGACCGACGGAUCGAUGGAGACUAGCUGCGUGCGUGCAUGCUGUGCAUGGAUUUGGAUAGGUUACUACUACUUCUUGCUGGCUGCUUCUUCUUCUGAUCUUCUUCUUUUGUUGUUAAAUGUCCAUUUUUGUUCUCUUUCUUUUCUCCCCCUGUUAAGAUGGGCUUAAGAUGUGAUAAGAUUCCUCGAUGUUCCACUGUUGAA